This is a messenger RNA of Pollicipes pollicipes, 3613 nucleotides long. RefSeq names its product receptor-type tyrosine-protein phosphatase kappa-like. Gene Ontology annotation, biological process: protein dephosphorylation. The record is from RefSeq and is a predicted model, not a curated record. Gene Ontology annotation, molecular function: protein tyrosine phosphatase activity. NCBI's taxonomy places the organism in Eukaryota, Metazoa, Arthropoda, Thecostraca, Pollicipedomorpha, Pollicipedidae.
CCGGGCUGCCGCCGGCCGCGGACGAAGCGGCGCGCUGGUGUUUGGCGUCGGUCGCAACAGUGCGCGACGCGAGACACCGCGCUCCAGUCCCGGCUCGACACGCGGCCUCCGCGCCGACUGGCUGAGACGCACCGGCGCUGAUCGCGGCUGAUCCCAGCCCUGGCCGUGCCGGGUGAGGAGGUCGGCGGAGGAGGGCACCGUUUGUCGGUCAGUAUGGUGCAGCUGCGAGGCGCCAGUGCCGAGCCGCCGGACCUCGCUGCCGGCUCGCCGGUGAGCCGACACGGCAGCAGCGCCCCGCGCCGCAAGAAGAGCCGCCGUUCGCGCUCAGCGCCCCGCUCGCUGGACGCCAAGCCCAAGAAGCAGAACAAGUACCUGGACACCGCAAGCACGUCCAUCAGCUCGCUGCCCAGCCGGAUUCAGCUCACCAUGCUCAACAGUGGUCUGAUCCCGAUCGCGGAGGAGGACAGAGCAAUCCGCGCCAUUCCGAGGAGGCCGAUUGAGAAGGCCAACUUUAACAAGUACUGUGAGCAGCACAGGAAGUAUCCGAUACUUUUCAAAGUAGAAUUUCAGCACGCGGGCCGGGUAGAAGCUCAUCCAACUAGGCACAGCUCCAAGCCUUGUAAUGAACCCAAGAACCAGAACCAGAAGAUAGUGCCCUAUGACUUCAACCGUGUGGUGCUGGACUCCGGCGGCGCGAGGACCCGGCCGGCGGCUACCGAGUCGGACUACAUUAACGCCUCGUACGUGGACAGCCUGCUGAAGCCCAACGCCUACAUCGUGACGCAGGGGCCGAACGAGCGCACGGUCGGCGACCUCUGGCGCAUGGUCUGGAAGGAGCGCUCACCCUGCAUCGUCAUGCUCACCAAGACGUUCGACUUCAUCAAGGUAAUGUGCGUGCAGUACUGGCCGGUACUGACGGACAAGGAGGAGAUGUACGGCGACUUCGGCGUCACCGUACUCAAGGAAGAGCAACUGGCCAACUUCGUCAUCCGCACCAUCCGUGGCCGUGCCACUCGUGCCCCUUCUCCAACGCGAUCCUGGAGUUCCGGCGCCGGUUCCGGAUCUGCCUCAGCCACCGGACCCCAGGCCUCGACGGCCCCAUCACCGUGCACUGCAGCGACGGGGCCGGAAGGUCGGGCGUGUUCCUGGCCAUCGACGCCAACAUAGAGCUGGCGGAGGAGGACGGCGUGUUUGACGUCUACGGCUACCUCAAGAAGAUCCGGCAGGCCCGGCGCGGACUCAUAGAGCUAGUGGACCAGUACAAGUUCGUGUACGACACGCUGGAGGAGUACGUCAACUGCGGCUACUCGUCGUUCCCGGUGUCGGAGCUGUCGCAGCGGCUGCGCGAGAAGGCCGUGCGACCGCCCGGCGGCGACAGGCUCAACGACUACCAGCGCGAGUUCGGCCGCAUCUGCCGGCAGGUGCCCAAGUUCAGCAUCGGCGACUGCGCCGGCGGCCAUCGCGCCGACAACCGACACAAGAACCGCGACGUCAUGAUCGUGCCGCCCGACAACUUCCGGCCCUACCUGGUGUCGUUCCAGGGGAACGCCGCCACCGACUACAUUAACGCCGUGUUCGUGGACGGCUACUCGCACCCGCGCGAGUACAUCGUGACCGAAUGGGUGACGCCGGGCUCAGUGGCUGACCUCUGGUCGCUCGUGUACGACCACGACUGCACGGCCGUGGUGGUGCUCUGUAACCCAGACGCCUCGCCGAGCUUCCCGCCGUUCUGGCCAGAGAGCACGCGCUCCAGAAAGUACGGCACCGUCUUCACUGUGGAGCACCUUUCGCACCAGCAUUAUCAGAAUAUCAAGUCCUGGAUCUUCCGUAUCAACAAAAAGAUCGUCUCGCUGACGGACCUGAUGGCUGGCGUCAAAGCCGAAUCGAAGACGUGCCAGCUGUUCCAGCUGACCUGCUGGCCGGACGGAUACAAGGUACCCACAUCCACCAACGCGCUCGUCGAGCUGAUGAACAUGGUGGAGAGGUGGCGACAACGCUCCGGCUACGGGCCCGUCGUUGUCGUCUCGCCCGACGGGCAGUGCCGGGCGGGCGUGUACUGCGCGGCAAACGCCUGCAUCGAGCAGGUGGUCCAGCACAGCGAGGUGGACGUGUUCCAGGCGGUGAAGACCGUCCGCCAGCACCGCCCGCAGCUCAUCUCCAACAUGAUGGAGUACAAGUAUUGCUACGACCUGGUCCUGCACUACGUUCUGCACUACCUGAACAAAACCCACGCGGUCCCCUAGAUGAAGUGGCACAUGCAGUUCCAAGAUCCGCCACUUGCGGCGGCAGGUGACGAGACGUGACGUCACAGGAAGCUGCGUCUCCAAACGGUGACGUCACGAGCGAUAAACAUCACUCGGACGUGACGUCAGCUGCGGUCGCCGGCGGCCAGCAGGCCGGGCGCCCGUUUUUUAGCGCGUGUGUUCCAGCCGGGGCGACAUGCGCGCACCUGGCGGCCGUCGGCAGAGACAUCCGGUGGGGACGGCGAGGUCCGCCUCCACACGAAAACGGCCUGCACCCGCUCCUCUUAACACGAAGCGUCUGAUGACAACCACAGCUGCCGAGUUUCCAGUCCCACGUCGCCCAUGACUCGCUCUGGCGUGAUAAGAUUAGAUCCGUGGCAACCGUGUCUGUCCCGAGGGAAUGCGCGAGGUUAUGUCGACACGGCAUGCCCGUUUUGAUCAGCAUUGAAUCUCGGCUGCGCCACCGAACCACACCAACGUGGUCCGCCAUACCAGCAUGGUCUGCUGCACCAGCGUGGUCCGCCGUAUCAGCGCGGUUUGCUGGAUCAGCGCGGUCUGCCGCACCAGCGUGGCCCGCCGCACCAGCGUGGUCCACCACACCAGCGUGGUCUGCCGCGCCACCGCGGUCUGGUGGCAUCGCUCUUAGUUUUGCCCCACACGGAUGUGCAGACUGACUGAUGCUCCCACGCGACUCUCAGGUGUUGCCAAUGCAUAGGACCCGCCCGCUGAGUGACUCAGCACUCGGCGGCGGCUUGCUCUAGUCACGUGAACCGCGUCAUCGUGUCACUCAGCUUCCGAAAAUUAGCAUUAUAGCUGCGUUAGUGUGCCUCAUUUCGUGUUUACAGUGUUAGAAGUUUUUCAUUAUUCGCAUCAAUAGAUGAAAACUGAAAAGGCGCGAGAAAUCUUUUGAAAUUUUGUAUUUGCCAAAAUAUUUCUUCACAAUUAAUGUUCCACGCCACAGGCCCUCUUCCAAAUAAACAAUGUUUGCAUGUUUUGUGACUGCGAAUCUUAACAAAAAAUAUAAACUUUUAGCACUUCCUCUCUAUACAUGUUUCAGAAUAUCCCGUGCGUUGAUAAUGACCAUAUACAGUGUCAAUGGGUGAUCAGUGUUUGGUGCGCACUUGGGCGUAUUUGACUGCGUUAUAGUUAACCCAACGUCGUGAUACUAAUCGAAUUUUGACGAUGUUUUCCCCCUUGAGCCGGACAUUCAAUUAGACUCUACAGCUACGGAAGCCCCGCUAACUCAACCGUUAAAUGUCAACGCAAGAUGGAUUCUCUAGGCUUAGUCGUAUUAGCAUUGAUUUAGUCGUUUAAGCGGACGGUGGGAUUUCGUGGCGGCUAAGAACCGUGUAUACCAAAUAUAUUGGGCA